This is a messenger RNA of Mycena citricolor, 5645 nucleotides long. The record is from the annotation of a GenBank genome assembly. Lineage: Eukaryota; Fungi; Basidiomycota; Agaricomycetes; Agaricales; Mycenaceae.
CCGCACCCGGGCUUGUUUCUAUCCCUUGCACACAAGAGCACACAUCCAUGGCCCUACGAAGGCGCGCAAUGAACAAUGCUUCGGUCGGAACUCCCGGCCCAGUCACCCCUCAAGCUGCCGACGGCUCUGCAUCUCCCGCAGGAUCUCCUUUACCUGCGCUUUCCUUGCCACAUACCUCGCGCCCUCGCGCAUCUAUAUUCGUGGAUCGUUCCCCAGCCGCGACCUCUUCGAUAUCCGCUAAUGUGGCCUUUGACUGGGAAGCGGCUAGGGCGCGUAAACCUGCACCGUAUGGAACCCCACAGUCAAGGGCGCGUCAAAGUAUGGGCGGCAGCGGGAUACAGGGCACACCUACACGCAGAGCAGUUGUUCGCAAAAAGUCAUUCUAUCAAAGAGUGACUGGCAUUCCGUCGCAGAUUGCCUUUCACAUAGCGAUGUUUCCUUCCAAUGUUCCUUUGCCGAAGAAUCAGACCUCUGCGUUCAUUCUGGGAGGUGCUUUGCACUUCAUCCAUUUCUGUGUGCGCAUCAGUCAAGUGCGAAGCGUUCCUGACUCAGAGUAUGGUUGGGAGGACAUGCACCUGGAAGGGGAGGGUCAAUCCUGGUUCGACUGGACUGUUCCGAUGACGAUUCUUUUGCUCGCGAUCUCGUCGGUGAACACUCUGUACCUCUUCUCAAGGAUUAAAAUGUAUUGGCUUUACCAUCGCCCGGAUCCCGUGUCGUCUCCCAGUGCCAAAUUUAUCGUGACGAAGCUCGAUGAUAGCCCUGUGGUACUGGCCCCGCUCUCUACACGCGUUCUUCGAGGGCUUUGGUUCGCAUUCUCCGUUUCCUGGCGAUUCUUGUUGGGCAUGAAGCCACCGAUGCGGUCAGUGCCAACGAGUGCUGGGAAACCGGGGACGACACGGGUGCAACAGUUAGAAAUGUGGAACCCGGGUGAGCUAGAGUUGAUGCUGUUCACGAUCUAUUCUCCCGCGCAUUCCUUCUUGUGGAUGGCGACGAGCACAUCAAAUUGGAUGAUCAUGUUCUUUGUGAUGGCCACGGUUUGUGGGCAGGCCCAUCUCACGGUCCGUGUUUUCCAGCGUUUGAUCAAGGAUAAGGAGAUCAUCGCCGCCGAAGUCUUGCACGAAUACAAUUCUGGAUUCGUCUACCCUCGAAUUAACCCCGUCCGCAAGGAUGUCGCGGUCAUGACCCAUCAGUCCGAAGUCGUCAACGUUUGGGAGGAUUAGUAUUCUGCGCUGUCCGUAUGGCUCCCUUAGGGUCAUUUCAGGGUCGCGCAUGGCCCUCAAUGAAAUCUAUGAGAUUAAAACAUUGAAAUGAGCGAAAUCUCAGGCUGCGAACCCCCAUCUAUAUCAUGUCCCGACUUCAGACGGACCACCUGUCCUCGACGAAAUGUGAAGUAUCUGAACUCCUCUUUCAGGGCACCGUCCUCGUCAUGGCCAUCCGCGAACAUCGUCCGCCUGACAGUCGAACAGAAGAACGGCUCCUCGAGAUUACGACGAGAUUGGACGCUCUUUCGCACACCGUCGUUCACUUUGAUCUGCGGGAUUACUUGGCAGAGUUCAAAGAGUGGAUAUCGGUCUGUCAAAAGCAAUUCAACUUGGGCGAAGAGGUACGGCAGGAGACAAGAUCAGAGCCCUUGGAAGAGGGUCAAAUUCAUCCGGAUGUGGAUCGGAUAUUCGUGCAAGUACGGGCACUCGAGAAGAAGUUACAAGAGCUAGAGGCGGAAACGUUUCCGCUGCAGCACCAAGUGAGUUUGCACAAUAAUCGGGCAGCUCGCUCAAGCUACCCAGUUGGAGACAAGAGCGGCAAGCAUGCGACACGAGCAUGCUCUACAUACCCAAGACUUUUUGAGGUCCAUGGGCCAUUUUGCCUUUUAUGAACUAUCGGAUGAGGCUCAGAGAGUCGCAGUCGAGCAGCAUGCCCUCUACAUAGCAAGGCAUGUAGUGGAGAAGUUGGGAGAUCGGGUUGGAGAAGCGGAUAUAGAGUGUUUCUGGCAUAAUUCCAUAUGAAUACACGCGGGGAACAGACGCCGACGCGAUUGAUAUAUGUCUGAGUAUGCCAGUAGUUGGAAAGGAGUAGAUUGGUCUGUGCGGUGGACGGGGAUCACAGUGCGAGAUUGUUCGGAUGUCAUCGUGACGGUGAUCUCCGGAUACGAAGCAUGUCCUGGUUCCCACUGAUUCUGUACCGCAUUGAGGUUCCCUGCAAGUGAAUCAGGGUCAAUUCUUGCCCACGCUCAUUCCACAUUGCGCACAACAGUUUUCUUCCAUGGGUAAAUAUGAUUACACACCCAGAUAUGAUACGCGUUGCUUUUUUUACGACGAGGUCACAGGCGCUCUUCUUAAACCAGAACACCAGGGCCAACCGUGCAAAUUUCUGCAUCCCAACGAUCGCGGCUGGGACGCAGGGAGAUCUAGUGGCAAGAAAUACAACGCGACACACAAGAGAGCGUUUACGCCUCCCCACCCGCGUUCUCCUUCCCCAAGGCCCAAUCGCCGUCGUUCUACCUCUAUAACGCGUCAGCCGACCUCAGAGAUAGAACGCUAUCCACGCGAAGACGUUCGCCGACCAAGAACAUCAUCAAUCUCCUCCAGUACAGGCCUACCCUCUGCAGAGAAACGCACCAUGUCGUCAAACAUGGGACCUCCCCCUCUUCCUGUUGCUCCCCCACCUAUGACUUCUCCUGCCGGAAUAUCGCUCCCACCGCCUCCAGUUAUGCCCGCCUUCACCAAUGUAAUACUCACCCCGCCUUCGACAGUGGAAGUGAAAGUCAAGUGGGAUGAAAUCCUUCCGCUCCUUGCUGAUGCUGUCUCCUUGCGCUCUGCUCAACAAGAAGCGAUCGCCGAGUUCGAAGAGUUCGAUCGCAUGUACAAAGCUUUCAAGACGAAGGCCAACACGUCUAUCGUGGAAACUACGAAGUGGGAUCUCCGGCGAGCUGCUUUGCAAGCGACUAAGGAAGCGAGAAGCCAGGAAGUCAUCGCGGGCAUCAGCAAGCUCAAGAACACAAACUGGUGGCCGGUAGGUCCAAACGAGAAGGACGGCACGGUAGAGAAAUAUGACCAAAUCGUCGUAUACGCCAAAUCGUUGUGCGAGAUGGCCUCGAGAAUGUAUGGCUUGUACGAGAAACGUUCCUCCCCUCCAGAGGACGAACAGGCUCGGGGUCUCGAUGGUUCGCGGCCCUUGAAACGUCGGCGAAUAUCGGAUGCCGCUGAUGUACCAGCGACUGUGGAGCAAGCUGAUAUGGCGGAUCUCGAGCAGUUACGAGAGAAGCUCGCUCAACUCGAAUCGCAGGCAACUAACAUCGACAAUGCAAUCGUCGCAAGUGGAGAGUCCAUGGCAGAAACCGCAGUGAACUACAUCGAGGAGAUCUCGUUAGAAGCUUGGUCUGCAGAAGUGAACAGGGUACCCAUGGAAGCCUUGAAGGUGACGAACACGGACGUCAAUGCUGUGACGGCUGAACUUGUCGACCUGUUGGCCCAAGCAGAAGCGAUGCAAGGCCGCAUUGACGCGCUAGAGGCCGAGCGACAGCAGGACCUCGCCUAUGUCGAUGAACUCAAGGCCCGAUUGGACGCCUAUGAAGAGAUUAGCAAAAGGGACGGAGAGGCUAUGAGCGCUCUCGCGAUGGCCUUUGAAGCAUUCAAGGCUCGGCCCCCGCCGACACCGUCUUUGCCGCUUGGAUUUAUUCUCGAAGCCGUCGAUCAGCCGAUUCGUAACGCUGUGACGAACACGGUGCGCCCGAUGGUUGAGGAUAUGGCCCAGAAAGUGGGUGAUGAUGUCGAGAAGCGGGAGAAGGAAACCGUCGGCCAGAUUUGGGGCAAGAUGGCACUUAUUCUCAAGUUCGUGGAAACAGUGAGCAAGGUCACAUCCGAGGCUGUGGAGAAUGGUGAGACGACCCAAGACAAGGGCAAGGCACGAGAUUUGGGUGUGCAGUGACUGUACAUAGAUCUCUCAUCAAAAAGUCUCCAUCUGUCAGAUGUCAUCAUCAUUUCACCCAGAUUGGUUCUUCGUCCGGUCCCGCAUGCCCGUCUCGAACUGAAGAAACGUUUCUUCCUCUAAUUCUCUGGUUUCUCGAUCUAUUUUAGAGAUUAUUUGGGAUAAUGCAUCUGUAUCGCCUGGGAGCGCUGCUGUCGGCGGGUGGAUUCGCAUGGGCACAAUCACUUUCGCCCUCCGACAUUACUACUGUGACGAACAACCUCGCGACGGGAGCCACACAUAGUUGGGAGCUCGGUACUCGGGCCCAGGCUAUACUCGAUUUAGACGCGCCAGACUUUUCUGUGUUCGCCUCCCAAGUGCCGCCGCCGCAGACUGUACCGUCGAACACCACCUCCGCGAUCUCCCCCGUCUUUUCCAUCGCACACAGUGUCGUCUCGGCACUGAAAAACACGUCAGGAGCUGCUCCACUCAUGGCAGAUGGCGCGGCUGGAGACCCUGCAUCAAUUGGUGUUGCUGUGCUCUUGGCCAACUGGACAAAUCAAGGUGGAGGCCUGAACUACGCAGCAGCAGCGACCAAUCAACUCGACUUCCUGCUCUCGCAUGUUCCGCGCACGGGGGAUGGCGCCAUUUCGCACCGCGUCGCCCAGGUGCAGUUGUGGAGUGACUUCGUGUUUAUGGUUCCUCCGUUCUUGGCAUUAUAUGGCGUGACGACCGGAAAUUCGACGCUUAUCAGUCAAGCCUAUACCCAGAUUCAGCUGUAUCGCAAAUACCUCCGGGACACCUCCGCCAAUAAUUUGUGGAAGCACAUCGUGCUGGGAACAGACCCUUCGGAUGUCCCCAACGACGACGGUCAUUGGUCUACCGGCAACGGGUGGGCAGCGGCUGGAAUGCUUCGAGUUCUCGCCACGAUGAAGAACUCUCAGUUCAGUGGGUCGUUCAAGAACGAGCAAAAGGACCUGGCCAGUUGGGUGAAAGAGAUCCAUUCAGCAAUGUAUGCCAACGUUGACUCCACCAACAUCUUCACAAACUAUGUGGACCGUCCCGUCAGCGCAUCGGGCUCAUUUUAUGACACGGCAUCGACAGCUCUGCUGGCGAGCACUGUCUACCGGUUCGCUCUGCUUUGGGGUGAUCACACACAUAUCCCAAAUGCAGAAAAGGGUCGCCAGGCCUUGUUUGCCUCUGGCUCUCCCGGAUCGGCAUUCGUCAUACCCACGACGUCUACGAGCUCAUCGCCAUCUGCUUCAUCGAUACCAUCUGCCUUAUCUCUCUCUGCUUCAUCUGUCCUUUCUGCGUCAUCUCUAUCUGCGUCAUCCAUUUCUCUGCCGCUAUCAUCUCAGCAGGCACGUUCAGCCACGAUAGCUAGACGAGCGUCUUCGGCAUCAUCUCAGUCCUCAAACUCCUCGACAAGAAGCGGGAGUGCGAGUGGAAGCGCGAGCGCUACAGCCCCCGCGACGAGCCCCAGCGCGACCACGGCCCCAAUUGCAUCCCUGGUACACUUCACCGACGAUGGGUGGCUGACGCCCGUUGUCAAUCCCAACGCGUUUGGCAUUGAAGGAUCGCACAGUCCAGAGGGCCAGGCCUUUGUGUUGGAGCUGCAGGCUUCCUACAACGAGUGGGUUGCUACUGGUUCUCCAGGCAUCAAUGUUGCAACCCGCAGCUCUGCACCUGUUGGGUGGUUGGUUGCGUGCGCCAUGUUGGGUAGUUUGCUGGCCUACUCUUGA